Lycium barbarum (goji berry) is the source of this 486-nucleotide messenger RNA. RefSeq lists its product as uncharacterized. Gene Ontology annotation, molecular function: zinc ion binding; nucleic acid binding. The record is from RefSeq and is a predicted model, not a curated record. Lineage: Eukaryota; Viridiplantae; Streptophyta; Magnoliopsida; Solanales; Solanaceae. The transcript is spliced from 3 exons. The coding region runs from base 1 to 486 and encodes 161 amino acids.
AUGGAUAUCUCCUAUAUACAAGCAUAUGUGCAAAAUUUAGAGGACCGCAAGCGCCAGAGGAGGACAGAUUGUGAUCGUGACGGGGGCCACGGUAAGAGGUCCAGAUCUUUUGAUAUUAGGGGCCAGGGUUCUAGAGCAUCAGACUCUCAGUACAGACCAGAGUCAGGCCAAAUGAGACCCUCUUUGCCGCGAUAUGCCCAGUGUGGCAAGUUACACGCCGGUCAGUGUAGACUGGGAUCAGAUGGUAGUUAUGCUUGUGGCCAGCUAGGCCACAGGGUGAGCGAGUGCCCAAUGAGGAUUGGUACAGGUAUGGUUGAGCCUACAGGGUCUGUGGCUGGCUCUUCUUCCAUAGUGCGCGCUUCAGGAAAAGUUUUUCAACCGCCAGCAGGGCGAGGUAGAGAGAGGAAUGGAGCAUCUAGCUCGAGCGGUCCUCAGCUCCGCGUAUAUGCAUUGGCUGGUUCCACUUUAUCGUAUGUUACACCAUAG